This is a messenger RNA of Lactuca sativa (garden lettuce), 510 nucleotides long. The record is from RefSeq and is a predicted model, not a curated record. NCBI's taxonomy places the organism in Eukaryota, Viridiplantae, Streptophyta, Magnoliopsida, Asterales, Asteraceae.
AUGUCAGAUCUGUUCGUCGUCGAUGAUACGAAGAAAAGACGAGGUGGUGUUGCGAGGAUCAAAUCGAGGAAUUUAAGGUUCUCGAGCUUUGCAGAGUCGGUGAUGGAUACGAAGGAAGAUGACGAAGACGAAGAAGAAGAAGAACAUGAUGACGAUGACGAUGAAAUUAAGGUUUCUGAUGAGGUGUUUGUGCGAAAUGAAGUUGAUGAUGAUGAAAUUGAAGAAGAAGGGUAUCUGAAGACGACGAAGAAGAAGAACAGAUCGUCUUCUUUCCGUUACCAGUCGUGUUUUACAGACGAGACCCAUGAUGGAGCUUACUAUGACGACAGGGAUGGUGGCUGUUCGGAGACGGUCGAUGGCAACAGCAGCAGGCAGCAACAGUGGUGUCAGAGCUCCACAGUAACAACGACGGUGGGCGGUGAUGGCAGCUUUGCUGCUUCCACUUCCUGUUCUGACGAGCUCGAUGAGGAUGGAGGCGAACGGAGCUGGGUACAAUGGAGGGAAGAAUAG